AUGGUUACCACAACGCGUGCCAUGAAGAGGUCUGCCUCUACCCUCCAAGGGGCCCCGGGAUUGGAUGUUGCUCUUCCCGAGAUGAUUGUCUCUCGCCCGUCAUUUUCCCUUCCUUACACCCACUACGCCAUGAUCUAUAUCGAUCACGAGGGCAGGCUCAAGACCUACGAAUCUCAGUCUAUCCAAGAACAAGACACCGGUGUGUUCAACCCGAAAGUCUGCCAGAAUUUCCUCGAAAUUCUAGGCGAACGUAUCGGCUGCCACCAGCCCAUUGACCAGACACUACCUCGUCGAUUGAGACGACGCACGAGCAAUACAAAUACUAUAUCCGCCUCUGAAGAGCGUUUGGAUGAGCAGCGUUUCGACAGCAAUAACUUCAACGGUUCGGUGGUUGAAAUGGUCCCUUUAAGAGUUGGGGAUACAAAAAUGGUUAUGGUUUACUAUGAAGAUACCCUCAAACGCCUUCUACAGUUUAAUUGCUGUGUGAUUCUUAAGGCAUUUAUAAAGGUCAUCGAGCCACGCAAGAAAGCCAAACACCCUUAUAACGGGAAGCCACCGCGGGGUUCCGCUCCUGGCACUAGGUGCGACCCAGAAAAGACUAAGCCUGAAUGGUGGCCCUCGGGCGUUAUGCAUAAGGAGCCUGAUCACAUGGCAAAAGCAGACCGCAUCGAACUGCUUCUUCACAUUCUUCGCAAGCUCGGUGGCCGUGGUAUCAUUGCUGAUAUAUUGGAGGAGAUCGUUAGAGAUGCCAAACGGAACUUGAAGGGCCCACGCAAUGUCGAGAUCAUCUAUGAGCUCCUUCGGGUUCGAAAGAUGGAGGAACUGUUUGAGCGAGGUGAAGUUGAUGCUAACAAGGUCGUCUACAUCAUGAAUCCUAGCUCUAGCAUCAAGGAGGAUGACUCUGCUAACACAGCCUCAGUGGUUAUGGGAGUGCCUAGGCACAAAGAGCUGGGACUGACGCUAGGAUCUGUCGAGCAAGGAUCUACUACCCUGACCACAACGACCAAAGGUCUUGCUUCAGCAUCAGUCUACGCUCUCCCAGGUAGUUCAAUGCCUCUCAACUUCGAAGUUGCCGACCGACUGGAUAAUUCUGACUACAAAAUGCCGCCUGAAUACACCAAUUCAUUUUUGCAGCCUAUACUCAGCACUACUAUGAUAAGCGACACUCCAGUCUCCAGGCAGAACACUUUUCCAGGGUGUACCUCUGAUCAUCAGCACACUGAAGCACCAGGUCACUACGGCGGCUGGAUCGAUACAAACUCCUAUCAAAAUGUCGCCAGCCCAGAAGACUACGGCUCACUGGCAACCAGUCAAAGUACUACAAUGCACAGUCAAAGACUUAUGGGCUCCACAAGCUUUUGCGAUAUGGACUACUACAACACCAUAAGCCAAGGGUCCCAGCCAUUCUACCUAGGAUCAAUCGGCCACCCCAAUGGGCUGCCACUCUACUACUACGCCUAA
Messenger RNA from Penicillium samsonianum, 1461 nucleotides. RefSeq names its product DUF2841 domain-containing protein. The record is from RefSeq and is a predicted model, not a curated record. NCBI's taxonomy places the organism in Eukaryota, Fungi, Ascomycota, Eurotiomycetes, Eurotiales, Aspergillaceae. Bases 1 to 1461 code for a protein of 486 amino acids. The transcript has 5 exons.